GUUAGUUAAACAGAAAUGGCUCAUAACCUGUUGGUCUUGGAGAUUUUCUCUGUGCCCACCCACACCAUGAUUUUUGCCUUUAUAUGCCUGAGUCACAGUAUCAUAGUCCUCAUGCACGACCGCAAACAACAUCCUGACACAUCAUUCAAGAUGGUGCUGCUGCUUCUGCUGAUGGUGCUGACAUCGUGUGCUGCCCUUCCACAAAACAUGGCGGAUAAAAUGUUCACUUUCCCACAAGAAACCAACACAGCUCACGUGAGGUUAACUGUAACGACACAGAAUCUGGGAGCUGUAAGUGUCUGUUUCAGGUCCUUUACAGACCUCACAAGAGAACACGCAUUCUUCUCUUUGGCGACACCCUCUGCUUCCAACGACAUCCUUAUCAUCAAGAAGCCUAGGAGUGAUUUGUUUGACCUGCUGUACAAAAAUGUGGGUGUAGGGUUUCCAGGGCAAGACUACAAGCAGAACACGUGGCACUCCAUUUGUACCACGUGGGAUUCUACGUCUGGACUGGGACAGCUGUGGCUAGAUGGAAUGCCCUCGAGUAGGAAAUUCAUCAGCUCUGGAUCCGACAUCAGCGGACCCAUUAUAAUUGUUUUAGGACAGGAUCAGGACAACCACGGUGGGGGGUUCGAUGUCAAACAGUCUUUCACUGGCAUGAUGUCUGAUGUGCACAUGUGGGACUACAUCCUUUCCCCAUGCGAGAUCAUGAACUACGUGGACGAUCAAAACUUGACUCCAGGGUCUGUGCUGAACUGGAAUUCUUUGGACUUUCAGAUUGUAGGACGAGUGCUGAUAGAAGACAAGCAAAAGCAGUGUCUGUAAGAAGCUUCUCCAUGUCUUGGACGUUUAAACUACACACAAAAAUAAUUCUAGCGUUUUGCAUCCUUGAGUCAUUAUUUUUUUGUGCAAGAGCCUUACUCUGCCACAGAGCAAGACUUCGAAAGUAAUAUCUUUGAACAGACAGUAACUUUUGUGCCUGCACAGUGUCACUGAGAGUUUGUGCUUUACCUAAAACCUUCUUUUCAAUGACCUAAAACAAAACUGAACAAAAGGAAAUAAAAUUGUCGGCCCACACUGGACUCAAACACCAA
Messenger RNA from Mugil cephalus (flathead mullet), 1094 nucleotides. Its product is annotated as C-reactive protein-like. Bases 16 to 825 code for a protein of 269 amino acids. Lineage: Eukaryota; Metazoa; Chordata; Actinopteri; Mugiliformes; Mugilidae. The transcript is spliced from 5 exons. The record is from RefSeq and is a predicted model, not a curated record.